AUGUAUCCUGCACACUCCAAUCCUCAGACUCCAUCAGUCCAGGUUUUCCUCUGCAUCACCAUCACCACCCUCUGGUCCCUUGAGGCAGUGACAGGUGGAUGUCAGACAGCCGCUGAGCUGGGAGUGGCAUUGGCUUGCUUUGUAUCUUACACACACCGGCAGAUCUCAGGAUUCCCAGGCUCAAGGAGGGGAAAGGAAAUAUUUUAUUGUGAAAUGCUUUAUUGGCUGGAAGAAGAAGAGAUGUCACAUAUGGAGUUAUCUCAGAGGCUUUCCACUGUCAUUACUCAUGUUGAUGAAAUCAUGCAGCAGGAUAUAAGACCGUUGCUAGCUGUGGAUAUCAUAGAACAACUUCACAAACAAUUUGCUACUUUGUCAGGAGGAAGAGGUAAGGAUGGAGCACCUAUAAUCACAUUCCCAGAAUAUCCCAGUUUCACAGAGAUUGCAGAUGAGGAUUUUCUGAAUGUUGUUACAUAUUUAACAAGUAUACCCAGUCUUGAGGCAGCCAGCAUUGGGUUCAUAAUUAUAAUAGACAGACGGAGAGACAAAUGGAGCUCGGUGAAAGCAUCUCUGACUCGCAUAGCAGGCGCCUUUCCUGGAAAUCUGCAACUCGUCUUUGUUUUGCGUCCGUCCAGAUUUAUCCAGAGGGCUAUUGCAGAUUUUGGAAUCAAAUUUUAUCGAGAUGAUUUUAAAAUGAAGGUACCGAUUGUCAUGCUAAACUCUCUGUCAGAUCUUCACGGAUACAUUGAAAAAAGCCAAUUAACUAGUGAGUUGGGAGGCUCCUUAGAAUACAACCACAGUCAGUGGAUUCAGCAUAGAACGGCGAUUGAAAGCUUUGCUCAAGUUGUGAAAAGAACAGCACAGAGCUUGCAGACUUUUGGAACAAGCCUUGCAGAGACUGAACUACCCAAUGAUGUGCUGUGCACAGAGGAAUUGCUCUUAUUACAUACGCAACAACAGAACAAACUUAAAGGUGAUCUAAAGUUAGCACUGCAGCAAGGCGCAACUCUGCUCAUGUGUAUAAAGGAGCCUGUGUCCAAAGAUCCAAAUUACAUACUGAACCAAGAUGAAGCAGAAAACAUGGCUACAGUGGAAAGGCUAUUGGCCCAGCUGAAUGAAACAGAAAAAGCAUUGGAUCAGUUUUGGAGUCGUCACCAUCUUAAGUUAGAACAGUGCUUACAGCUACGACACUUUGAACAUGAAUUUCGAGAGUUAAAGCUUGCAUUAGAUGCACUGAUGGAAACUCAAGCUGCAUUCAAGGAUGUUGGAGACAGCAUUUUCAGGGUAGAACAACUUCUCAAAGACCUAAAGAAGCUGGAAGAAAAGGCACAGGGGUGUUUGGAAAAAGCCCAGUUACAUGCUCUUCAUGGUGAUCAGUUAAUCCAGAAUAACCACUAUGCUGUGGAUUCCAUCAGACCAAAGUGUAUUGAACUUAGGAGAAUAUGUGAUGAUUUUACAAAUGAGACUAAGAAAAAGUAUGACAUCCUGGGAAAAUCCCUGGAAUUGCAGCAGCAAUUAGACAAGGCUAACAAGUGGUGUGAAGACGGGAUCUACUUAUUAGCUUCUCAAGCUGUGGACAAGUGCCAGUCACAGGAUGGGGCAGAAUCAGCUCUGCAGGACAUUGAUAAGUUUAUUGGAAGCUCAAAAGGAUAUGAGCUUUCCAAUCCGAUAGAUUUCUACAACAAGUAUGAUUCCAUUCUCUCUGAAGAAAUAAAGUCAAGCUUACAAAAAGUGCUACAGAAGUUGGCCAAUGUUCAAGAAAUGUUUGAUAAAAGACAAGCGAGUUUAAAGAAGCUUGCUGCAAAACAAACAAGGCCUGUCCAACCUGUGGCACCUCACCCAGAAUCCUCUCCAAAAAGAUCUCCAAAGACCACACGGCCAACUUCAUUAGCAACAACAACUCGAAGAGUAUCUGAUGUUCCAAGUACACCCCCCAAGUCUCUUUCUGAAGCAGAUCUUUCAAGAAGGAGGAAUAAUAAGAAACCCAAAGGAGGAAUUAAGAUUGAAGUGAUGCAUGAAGCCAGUCAGGGUGGGACAAGCCGAUCACUGGGGAUGAGUGAAAGCGAAGAGAAUCUUUCCUCAAGAAAAAGCCACAUAAUUAAUGAAUUAAUAGAAACUGAACGUGUUUAUGUGGAAGAGCUCCAAAGUAUUCUAGAGGGUUAUGCAUCAUCACUGGAAAAUCCUGAAAUGUCUCCUCUCAUUCCAGCAGCACUACAAAAUAAUAAAGACGUUUUGUUUGGAAAUCUUACAGAAAUCUAUGAUUUUCACAAACGGAUUUUUCUAAAAGAACUAGAAAAUUGUACCGAAAAUACAGAUUCACUAGGAAGGUGCUUCUUAAAAAGGAAAGAAGACCUUCAAGUUUAUGAAAAGUAUUGCCAAAAUAAGCCAAAGUCUGAGGCCCUAUGGAGACAGUGUGGAGAAAGCCUUUUCUUUCAGGAGUGUCAGCGUAAGCUGGAUCAUAAACUCUCUUUGGAUGCAUAUCUUCUAAAGCCAGUACAGAGGAUCACAAAAUACCAGUUGCUUUUAAAGGAAAUGCUGAAAUGCCGUAAGAAUUCUGAAGGAACAGCUGAAUUAGAAGAAGCACUUGCAACAGUAAUUAAUAUUAUAAAAUCAGUGAAUGAUUCAAUGCACCAAAUUGCUAUUACUGGAUAUGAGGGCGAUUUGAAUGAACUUGGCAAACUGCUCAUGCAGGGCUCUUUUAAUAUCUGGACUGACCAUAAGAAAGGUCACAGCAAGGUGAAAGAUCUGGCAAGAUUCAAACCCAUGCAGCGACAUCUUUUCCUGUAUGCCAAGACCCUGCUCUUCUGCAAAAAGAGAGAGGACAACAGUGAAGGACACGAAAAGUCACCCUCUUACAGUUUUAAACACUCUCUCAAGAUGAGUUCUGUUGGUAUUACUGAAAAUGUAAAGGGUGACAACAAGAAGUUUGAGGUUUGGUACAACGGCAGAGAAGAAGUUUACAUCAUACAGGCAUCAACAGUGGAAUUAAAAAAUCUUUGGGUUUCUGAGAUCAGAAAGGUACUUACAGGACAACUUGAAGCUUGCAGAGAAGCAAGCCAACUACACCAGCGAGUAACAGAAAGUGUCUAUCAUGCGCCAAUGAAAUUUUCCGGCAUUACCAGAUCUAACAAGACAUCUGUGAAUAGCCAGAACAAGCUUGAGUCAUCAAGUCUUCAUGCAUCCAAUAACAAAAACAGGAACUCUAGCCCACCUGGAAGACAAAAAAAAGAACCAGGGACUCAAGAGAAGGAAGUUACCCGGCGUUUUUCCUUAGCUUCUUCUAUGAGUACAACAUCUAUUAGAGUCCCUGCUCGUGCUAAAGGUCCACUGGGUCCUGAUGUGAGAACUAAGAGGCAUGAAAUAAAGAGUGACCCAACUCCCCUUGGGUUUGAAGGUUGGCCAAGACAUAUGAAUUCCCUAGAGACAUAUGAAGAUUUUUCAACAAUUCCUUCCAGCAACGAUGAGCUUUCAAAUUCUUCUGAUGUUGACGAAGAACCAAACAAUGCCAAAGAAGCCAGUUUAUUUCGUGUGGAAGGUUGUUUUGAAAGCUGUUUGCCCACAACUAUUACCCUGCAGUACGGUGAUCUAGUACAGCUCCAACAAGUUGGAGAAAAUGGACAAUGGUUAGUGAAAGAUCUUGCAUCAAAAAUAAAAACGUGGGUUCCUUCUAACCUGUUAGUUCCAGUAAAGGGAGCCAUAGAAAACACCUGCCAAGAAGAUAAUAUUACAGCUUACAGUGAUGCAUCUACAAGCAUGAAGGAGAAGCAAAAUGAGCGCACAAGAAUUUUGGUGGCUGAGCAGAAAGCCGUGAGUUGAAGUAUUUGAGACACUUUCUGUUCUGUAGUUGUUUGCUAAUUAACAGUCCAUGGAUGUGGCCUCAGACUUAAAGACAACAGGGAUGACUACAAACCAAUGCUGUUUCAAGAGACUGAAAUAUAGAAAAUGAUCUCGUCACUUCAUUCCAAGAAAGUGCUUCAACGUGUGAUUUCAUCAUCGGCCUAUAUUAGGUCUAUAUCAGAGCAACACAUAGACUCUGCACCUUCUUGCUAUAGAACUGCUCUGAAUAUUGUGAUCAUUUCCUAUUUACUUGACAGUGCUGCUAUAGAUGCUGGUCACAUUUAUACAGGAGGAACUAUUAAAGAAGCACCUUGCAUUAUUGCAAACACAUCUUGUCAUAACUGAACUUUCAAUUAAUAUGCCAUUCUAGUUCCCUGAUAAAUAUGGUGAAAGUGAAUUUGAGAAUUAACUUGUUUUUAAAUAAUACACUUGUUCAUCAGACAUACUACGAUGUGUUAUCAUAAAACUAAUUGUUCACCCAAUAGAUGCCAAAAUUCUGGUAAUUCAAAAUGAGAAAUGUAGUGCCAAUAUUUCUUCAUUUUAAUUUCAAUAUUUAAAGUUACAUAUGUUCUAGAAAAAGAGACAAUUGUAAGAAAAUAAACAGUAUGUCAUGUGAUAAGUAUUCAUAUCAUAAACACAAAUUUGUACUGAUGGAAAAAAUAAUUCCACUGUAAAUACAAUUAAUAAAAUGCCAUUUUGUGCAUGUUUCAUAUUACAACGCAGUAUACCAUCUUUCCCAGAGAAUAAUUCAGUAUACAGUGUUUCCACUGUAACAAGGUAUUCUGUGUAGUGGCAGCAAAAUAAGGUUCACACGGUAAAAGACAGUGCAAGUCAACCCAGAACCCUCAGCUGCCACAACAUCUCUUAUAAUAUGUCAAUAUGUAUGGAAGCUGAUCCAUUGACAGAAUUUGGGGCGUGUGUUUUUAGGUGGCUAAUAUUAUUAAUUUAAGACUACAAAAAGGAAUCUUAGAGCCAUCAAGUUUUUAAAAGACAAAUAGAUUGUUGAAUUCACAAACUCUGUUCAUUUUAAAAGAAAAUACAACCUCAAUGAAUGUUAAAUGAACUGAGGGUUUGCUAUUUACAAUGCUGCGUGUUUUCUAAAGUUUUUUCAUGAAAAUAUUUGUUCUAAAAGGCAAAGUUCUUAACUUGGUUUUGAAUAAUGUGUGGUUUAAAACUUUAUUUAAAAGCUGAACUGAUGUAAAUAUUUUAUUGUUGACUGUCUCAAGAAUUUUUUUUCACCUUAAUAAAUUAUAAAUUCUUCA
Messenger RNA from Bombina bombina (fire-bellied toad), 5096 nucleotides. RefSeq names its product MCF.2 cell line derived transforming sequence-like 2 (gene MCF2L2). Gene Ontology annotation, molecular function: guanyl-nucleotide exchange factor activity. Gene Ontology annotation, cellular component: cytoplasm. NCBI's taxonomy places the organism in Eukaryota, Metazoa, Chordata, Amphibia, Anura, Bombinatoridae. The record is from RefSeq and is a predicted model, not a curated record.